Messenger RNA from Drosophila mauritiana, 1551 nucleotides. It is a transcript of the gene Mvd, whose product is annotated as diphosphomevalonate decarboxylase. Gene Ontology annotation, molecular function: ATP binding; diphosphomevalonate decarboxylase activity. The transcript is spliced from 4 exons. Gene Ontology annotation, cellular component: cytosol. Lineage: Eukaryota; Metazoa; Arthropoda; Insecta; Diptera; Drosophilidae. The coding region runs from base 82 to 1248 and encodes 388 amino acids. Gene Ontology annotation, biological process: isoprenoid biosynthetic process; isopentenyl diphosphate biosynthetic process, mevalonate pathway. The record is from RefSeq and is a predicted model, not a curated record.
CACACCGCAGUCAACAGUUGUCGCUUUCGCUGGAAAGCAGCUGAAAACAAGUGAAUUUCUGAAUUAAAAACAUAUUCAAACAUGUUUUCGGUUACUUGUGUGGCGCCCGUGAACAUAGCGCUCAUCAAAUAUUGGGGAAAGCGGCAUGAAGAGCUCAUUCUGCCCGUCAAUGAUUCAAUUAGCAUGACUCUGAGCACCGAUGAGCUCUGCGCCAAGACAACAGUGACUGCAUCGGAAUCCUUUGAAAGGAAUCGCAUGUGGCUGAAUGGGGAGGAGGUGCCCUUCGAGGAGGGUUCCCGCCUGCAGCGCUGUUUGAAGGAAGUUCAUCGACUGGCUGUUGCGAGUGGCUCCCAGAAGGUUCCGCCAACCUGGAAGCUGCACAUCGCAUCGGUUAACAAUUUCCCCACCGCCGCCGGACUGGCAUCCAGUGCAGCUGGCUACGCCUGCCUGGUGUACUCCCUGUCCCGACUCUACGACAUACCGCUGAGUGAGGAGCUGACGACGGUGGCGCGGCAAGGAAGCGGAUCGGCAUGUCGCAGUCUGUAUGGCGGUUUUGUGCAGUGGCAUCGCGGAGCACUGGAUGAUGGCAGCGAUUCGGUGGCUAGGCAAAUAGCUGCCUCCGACCACUGGCCCAACAUGCAUGUGCUCAUCCUGGUCGUUAACGAUGCACGCAAGAAGACUGCCUCGACAAGGGGCAUGCAACAGGCGGUGAAGACGUCGCAGUUGAUCAAGCAUCGCGUGGAUCAAGUGGUUCCCGACCGGAUUACCCGAUUGAGGGAGGCCAUCGCAAGCCAUGACUUUCAGGCAUUCGCCGAGAUAACGAUGAAGGACUCGAAUCAGUUCCAUGCCGUCGCCCUGGACACCUAUCCGCCGUGUGUCUACAUGAACGAUGUGUCGCACAGGAUUGUGUCCUUCGUUCACGAUUAUAACGAUCGAAUGGGUAGCUAUCAUGCCGCGUACACCUUCGAUGCUGGUCCAAAUGCAUGCCUUUACGUCCUGGCGGAGCACGUUCCGCAUCUCUUGAGCGCUAUCCAGAAGGUGUUCCCCAAUGAUCUGGCGGAUGGUGACACCUACUUGCGAGGUCUUCCCAUUCCGAAAGAGCAAGAUGCUGAGUGCAGCAAAUUGGAUUCACUGGAUGUUCAUGCCAAGAAUGCUUUCAGAUAUAUAAUCCACACGAAAGUCGGCGAAGGACCAAGAGAACUAAGCGCUGAUAAUAGUUUAUUGAUAAAUGGACUUCCGCUGGAGUGAUGAGAGUGAUUUUGAGAAUGAAUUGCACGAGGAAGGGCACAGAAAUUCUAUAAAGGAAAUAUUUUUUAGAAUAUAUUUAUGCGAACAUGUGGGAUGGAUCAAAAUGUACAAUGGGGCACAUAUAAACAUUUAAAAUGUGCACGAUUUUUCUUUUUUACGUGACCAAAUUUGAAUAUCUCAAUUGCAACACCUUAAUUUAUUCUCUUUAUUUAUUUUUACCUUAUUUAUUUUGAAUUCCGGUGAACAAAUGAUUGGCUAUUUUUAAAUAAACUUAUGAAAAACGGAAAUCAAUUCCAAUUGCAA